Messenger RNA from Plutella xylostella (diamondback moth), 431 nucleotides. Its product is annotated as cytochrome c oxidase subunit 5B, mitochondrial. Gene Ontology annotation, biological process: mitochondrial electron transport, cytochrome c to oxygen. The record is from RefSeq and is a predicted model, not a curated record. Gene Ontology annotation, cellular component: respiratory chain complex IV; mitochondrial envelope. Lineage: Eukaryota; Metazoa; Arthropoda; Insecta; Lepidoptera; Plutellidae.
CGAACGUGAAUUUUCCUUCCUAAUAACUCGGAACAUUCAGAAACUUACCUCAACCUCCCAUAAUGAGCAUAUUCCGUUGCCUCCAUAACAGCACCCGCUGGCUCUCCACCACCCGAGGGUCCCUGGCGCGGCAGUUCCACGACCCCCUGGACCACGUCACCGGGAUAGAGAAGCGGGAGCUGCUGGCGCAUCUGGCCGGAGACUGCGACCCGUUCCGCAUACUCAUGGUGCCUAGAGGUCCAGGCACCUACAGCCGCCCCAACCUGAUGCCGUCGGCGUUCAGCAAGCGGCUGGUGGGCUGCGUCUGCAACGAGCACCAGAUGCACGUGGAGUGGAUGUGGCUGUACCAGGGCGAGCCCCGGCGCUGCGGCUGCGGCCACUGGUUCGAACUGUGUCCCACUGCGCCGCUGUAGGGGUGUGAUUCUGCGUAU